AUGAGUGAUGUUGAAACGGGCUCCGACGUGGAGAACUAUUACGAUGCAGAGGAAUUUGAUGACUUUAUUGACUACAGUGACGAGAAAAUUCCCAGAGAAGAGCCGCACAAAAAAGCUGAAGCAACAGCAGGCCAAUCAAUGGAUACGCCAAUUGAAUUAGACAACGAUAACAACAUCGAAGAAGAAGAAGAAGAGGAGGAGGAGAAAGACAAAAUUCGAUCUUUAACAACGGCUUUGAAGCCUAAUGAAACACAUGCCCAGAAAUUGUUGCGUGCUCACAUUGCCAUUUUGGUGUCUGCAUUAGGAGGUGUCGACCAUACAUCAGAAAUAAAACCUCUUCCGUAUAAACUAGGUCAUGAUGCCCUAGCUUGCCUUAAAGAUAUAAAGAGAUGGAUUAGAGCUGUUGAUGAGAAGCAGAAUAACUACGAAGUAGCUCUUGCUUGUGCCGAAUGCGGAUUGAUCCAAAAUGAUAUUAUAGUUAUCCUUUGUCAGUGGGAGCAAAGAAUGGCCAAAAAGGAGCCAAUCAAAAACAAAACAUCGAUGGAAAAGAUUAUGCUUUCAUGUCUCGAAAUUCUUGUGCUCUUGACUUGGCCAGUGGAUUUUGACAAGAACUUGUCGGAAAAUCAGAAACUAUUGUAUGCGAAUAUUAGAAAGAUCCAUGUACUGUACAAGAAGCAUAUUUUGACAUAUAAUAACGGACAAUUGAUGAAGGCAGUGAUCAGACUUGUUAUUCCAGUGCUAGAGAAGUCCAAGAUUGACAGAGAACCUCGCGAAAAUCAAAUUUUACGACUUGUGUUAUACCUCAUAAGGAACUUGUUAGCCAUCGAGCCAGCGACGUCAUCGGUUUCAUCAAAAGCCAGAAACACAAUUGUUGCGUCGGCAGACCUACCUAGUGGUGUUACCCAGGAUGACAUCUCGAUAAAUAAUGUUUUAAAAGUAUUUAAAAAGAAUAAAGUCUUGCUGCUUUUACUAACCAUGUCAGGAUCAAUCAAUGUUGAGUUUGACAAGGACUUGUUUGGAGAAGUUACACUUGAGUGCAUAUACUUGAUGUUAAAAGGAAUACACUCAAAAGAUGUUCUCAAUCGUCCAGCACCUCAACCACACGGUUCCAACAUAUCAACCGACGCAUCUGCACCAUUGGCUCCUUUGUCGAGUACCGUUGGCAUGCAAUUGCUGGACCUACUAGCAACCGAAGCCAAAAAGAAACAAGCACAGACACUGAAAAUGGCCACAAGACAUGGCAAGUUUGGUACAUUGCUUUCCAUUCGCUCUUCCGAUGCUACGUCGUACGUCGUGUCCGGUGAAGAAGCAUUAGCAAAUACUGAUGGCACAUUGGACAAACUAGAUAAAUCAAAGACAUGGAAGCACCCAAACCAUUUCAAGUAUGAUUCUGAUGAUUUUGUUAAAACAAGCUCUCCCGUAUACCUCACUGCUCAAGGUCGAGUUAUACUUUAUCAUUUUAUUGAUGAAUUUUUGUCUGGUGGAUGUUUCAACAACUUGAUUGAAGUCAUGGCAUCUAAACUAACAAGUCAAUCAGAGUAUGCAGUUGUCGACGAAUUAUCCAACGCCAGUUACUUUUUUACCAUCGCAUGGUUUUUGAACUAUCAACGGGAGCAAAUCAUUCUAAACAGCACAACAUCGUUUGAUUUUGGAUCAGUAAGGGCUGCAUUGAGUGAAAUCAACUUUAUAUUGAUUGUAACCUAUUUUAGAGACUCAUUUGCUAAAAAGUCGUGGAACUCUUUACAUGUGGCGAUGAUUUGUUUCAAAGAGUUGCUCCAAAUUUCAAACUCAAUAUUUGGUAAAAAGAGAGGCACGGAUGAAGACGAUACUCAGUAUGAAAUCGAUCGGGAAUUGGCCGAAGGCAUCAUUAGGAAGUUGUUUUCAUUCUAUGAUUUCUUAAACAUUUUGGUACUAAUACCACAAUCUGCAUUUAAGCACUCGCCAAGAUUCCUUAAAGAAUCAAUCCAUGUAAUCACAAUCAUUUUAAAAUCUUUUGAGUCUUUUGCCAAAGAAGAUUUACAGCUUUAUGUACAAACCAAACGAAAGCAAGGCAGACAAAAUAAGAAGCGAAUCAAUGAGUUGAAUCGAGAUACCGAUGCCAAACUUUCGGCAGCAAUCUAUGAAUCUGAUGAUGAAGCUGUUGCUGAAAAUAUUCGUGAAGUGACUCGUGAGAGGAAGUUGAAUUUUCAAGCUACCGAGGCGCGGUUUUUCCAUCAAUCUAUUGUGACUGCUUAUAUCGAAUACUUGUCACGCUUCCAAGACUUGAAUCAUGAUGAUAUCAAAAUAUGUUUGAGUUACUUCCAUAAGUUGUUUGUUGUGAGGAAGGACUAUAAUGGGCUAUAUCGUUUGGAUUUUAUGCAAAUGUUGCACAAGUUGAAAAACCAUUUACCUAGAAGCUCAUCAAUUAGAGUCAAGGUUGAAGAGUUUAUUUACUAUUUUAUGAAAAAGUUCAAAGUGGCCCUUGGCAGGUUUCCCAAUAUAAUUGAAGUUUUGUUUCCCAGGAUUGAGGAGAGCGCUUGCAAAUGUUAUUUGGCAACUGGUGAGUUGUAUGAGAAGGACGAUUUAUUGGAAAAGAAGUUUGAACGUCGUUUCCAGCAAGCAGAGACUGAUAAGGCUUACAGCGGAUUGGAUGUUGACGCCGAUGGUGAAGAGGAUGACAUUGCAUUUGAAUUGGACGCCAAUCCAAAUUCAUCAAGACACAAUGGAAAUGAAUUAGAUCAAUUGGAUGAAUUGGAAGCUCAAUUGAAUUCACAACACCGACCAAAAUCAAAGAACUUGGAACGUGGUAAAGCACUCAAGAGGAGAUCAAAAUUAAAAACCAAGCCUGCUAAGGAUAGUGAUAUACCAGUUACAACAAGAAGAAGAAUGCCCACUGAUCUACUUGAAGAAUCUCAACCAACUCGAUCAGCUGAGUUUGUUCAUGAUUCAGAUGACGAUUCCGAUGAUGAAAAGUAUGAAGAGUUUUUUACCCGUGAAGAGAGGUUGAGAAAGUUGUUGAAUGAAGUAGGUAGUAUUACCAAUAAUGAGAAAUUAGAAGAAUUUAAAAAGGUGUGGCUGGUUUACUCAAAAAAUGGUGCUAAAGAUGUUGCAAAUGUGGUUAGCAAUGCGGUGAAAGAAGUGUCGUUGUUUGUUGAGGAUGAAGAAGAAGAAGAUGAACUUGAUGCAACACCAAAGGCAAAUGACUCUACGAGAGUGGAUGGAGAGGAAGAGAGCCACACCCUGCUUGAGUCUGAAGAUGAGCCCAUGAGUCAAAGCGAACCUGAGUUAGAACAUCCUUCUUCAGAUACCUCUGAGGUGUAUUCAGAUACCAACAAACGUAAACGAGUGACUGAUGAAGAGGAACAACGACCAAUUACCUCAAAGAAGAAACGACUUGUCAUCAGUGACGAGGAAGAGGACUAA
Messenger RNA from Lodderomyces margitis, 3402 nucleotides. It is a transcript of the gene YBL053, whose product is annotated as Ybl053p. The record is from RefSeq and is a predicted model, not a curated record. The coding region runs from base 1 to 3402 and encodes 1133 amino acids. NCBI's taxonomy places the organism in Eukaryota, Fungi, Ascomycota, Pichiomycetes, Serinales, Debaryomycetaceae. Gene Ontology annotation, biological process: DNA replication checkpoint signaling; replication fork arrest; DNA repair. The transcript has a single exon. Gene Ontology annotation, molecular function: DNA binding. Gene Ontology annotation, cellular component: replication fork protection complex.